AUGGCAGACACCACUUUAGAUGCCAAGUUUGAAGACUCCACAGAAGAGAAUAUUUCUCUAAAUAUGCAGAUGCACCUGUUGUCCUCCCAAAAGUCAGAAGAAAGACACAGGGACCACUGUGAUUAUCUGCUGGAUACUAUUGAUGAACAGCUUGACCAACUACGUGUAGAGCCACGGCCGGCUUUGAAGAAUUCACUAAGAAAUGAAGAAAAGGAUAGUAAAUCAUUUCUAUCGGAGCGCCAUACCAAGGAUGUGGAACAGUCCCAUGGAACUCAUCCUGGAGAACACAAAGAUCCAACCACUGUGGAUCCAAAUGAACAAAAUAGAGAGUGUAAGAAAGAAGAAUACAAAUGGAGGCUGGCUCACCUUUUGGGCUCUGAGCAGACAGAUAUCCAGGAUUACCACAGUGACAAUUCUGCAGAAAGCGUGUGCACAGAAGACUUUGCGGUAAAGUUCAAGCAGGGAAUGAUAGAGCCAAUAUCAACCAGUGGAGCCAAUGACAGAAGUGUUCUGGACAACGAAGAGUACAGCUUCAUUAAACACCCCAAACUUUUUGAGGAAACCUCUGACAUUGCUGGUCCAACAGGGGAUAAUUUCACACUUAACACUGCAAGAAGGGAAAACAUUCUGCAACAGUUUAAAGAAGAGUUAGAAGGUGAUUUGCAAGCGGCAUUACCUGCAAAUAAUGAGUGUGAGCCUUCCGGAGCCACCAGGAAUAGGAGAGAUAGUUUGGAGUCUCUCGGUGGAAGAAUAUCAAGACUUAGCCAGGUAAAUAUUUCAGAGCCGUCAAGUCUACACAGUUUGGAGAAAAUGAGCUCUGCAGUGAGUAAUGUGUCGUCCAGAAGUGCAGAAGACCUCCAACAAUGUGUUGUCUCACCAGAAGACCUUUUGAAAAACAAGCUUGCUCUGUAUUCUCAGAACAUUGUAGAAAAGGGAGACUUUGUUACUACAGAUCUUCAAGAAAAAAGUCCUGAUUCGCAGCCUUCAGGCUCACAUUUAAAGCAACAUUUUGAAGGCAAAUCAAUAGACCACAAGUCAGAAACUCGGUCUAAUGACCAGCGCCAUUUUGCAGGUAUUUCUUCUCAUGCAACUACUCCUCUUCUGAAAGGGCACAUGAAUCACAAAAUGUCUGGUAUUUCCACUGAACAAAGAAAUGGAGAUGAUAUCGGAACUUCUACACAUCCAGCAGAACUGAGAACACACACAGAAAGCUGGAGAUUGGAUGACUCCCUCAAAACACAAUGUGGAAAAAAGGAUGACAAGGGCUACCAUACAGCGAAACCUGCUAUACUGUUCGACUAUGGGAACACAAACGGUGGUGUGGCGGAUAAAACACUCUCUAGUAAUAAAGUAGGACACCCGGAAGAAAAUGCAGAACAAGCAAGAAAAGAAGACUUUUCGCAGUGCUCACAAUCAGUUGUGGAAACUAGUUACAUAUAUAGCUUAUGCACAAAAGACAACCUUGAAAAUCUGAGCUCAAUGGACUCAACGCACAAGGAAGAGAACUUCACUCACUACAAGCAUGUGGCUGGUAUUCCUUUGAAGAGUUUUGAUUCAGUGACAGUGGACAGUGAUUUGGACUCUGUGACAACGGAGAGAGUACGCGAUCACAUUCGCAAAGCCCUGAAUGUCACCAAAGGUUUUACGGAUCCUGGACACAAGACUAGAAGAAUGCAGCGGAGUCGCAGUGAGAGUCUCAGUAAAGUAACCACCGAUGACGAUGAGGAGUUUGAAACAACCUUCCACAGCCCAGGAUGGAGAUGCGGAAGUCCCAAGAGAUGGAAUUCAAGCCCAAAAAAGACAACUGAGUCCUCCAGGGAGCACCGUGCUAAAAGCAUUCCAACUGACUUCAUGGGGUCCCCUGGUGAAGGACAGUUUAAGAGAGUCCUAGAAGACCUUGCCACGGAAAGAGCGAUCCUGGAAGAAUCCGUGGCCAAGCUUCGACGAGAAGCCAUUAUGGAAGAAGAGCGAUUAUUACAGCGGAAAACUCAGUGUCGGGAGGCCGACCUGUCUCUUAAUGAUAUCCUGGGAAAGAAACAGGAAACGUAUCGGGAAUUGGAGUCUCUCAGAGACUUAUUGGAGAAGACUCAGAAGGACAUGAUGAGAAUGGAGUCACGUGUGAGGGAGACGCAGAUAACAGAGGAGGGCUUAAGGAAUGAACUGGUUGUACUUGAGUACAAGCGUGAUGACUAUUUGAAGGAGCUACAUGACCUUGAGCUGGAACUAGACUCCAUGCGGCAGCAGAACUCAAGCACACGCAACAGCCAGAUGGCCAGUUUUCAGUAUGAGAUUUCUUCACUGACGAGUGAACGAGAUGAGCUUAAAGCCCAUGUGCGCCACCUGGAGAGCAGCCUGUCAUUCAUGGAGCGCCAAGAGCUGGAGCGGCAGCUUAGCAGUGUUAAGUCAGAACUAUUCUCCGAGCAAAGAACUGCCAGAGCAAAUAUUGAGAACCUUCAAGAGAGUUUAGAAGAAUGUCAAUGCAAACUAGAAGAAAAAAUAUCUGAAUGUGCAGAGAAGCAGGAGAAGCACAAGCAGCUGAAAUCCCAGCUACGGGAGCUUGAAAAGAAGUAUGAAACCCAGAUACAGAAUCAGAUAGAAGAAGCCAGUGACCAAAAAGAAGUGUUAAACCAACAAGUUGCAGACAUGACAUCCCAAGUCCAAGAGCAGAGCACCAGGAUAACAUCACUUGAGAAGAUCCUGUCUGAGAAAGAGCUGGACCUCCUGAGACUCCGAGAUGUCAUAUCCACCCUGAAAGCUGAUAAGGAGGGCCAGGUGUUGGCUUUUGAGGCUCUCAAAGAAGAGCAAAACAAGCGAGUGUUGGAUCUGCAGCUACAGCAUCAGCAAGACAAGGAAAAGCAAAUUGCAGAACUACAGAAGGAGAUGCAGCUCCAGAAACAGAAGGAAAUCCAGCAGUUAGCAGAAAAUAUGGAACAACUGAAACUAAAAGCACUGCAGGACCAAGCCGAAUCCCUCAGAAAAGAAACUGAUAAAGCCUUGAAGGCCAUUGAGGGAAAAGAUAAAGAUAUUACAAAGCUGAAAGAGACGCUGCGAUCGCAGAAGGAAUCCAUGAAGAAGCUAGCUGCGGAACUGAAACAGGAAGCGAGGGAAAUGGUGCAUAACACCCUGCUUCGUGAGCAAAAGAAGUGGGAAAGUGAGAAGAAGGAUGCAUUACAAAUACAGAGACACACAAUGGAAGAGGAGAAGCUCCGAGAGAUGGCAGAUCUACGAGACUCAUUGGAACAGGAACGCAGAACAGUUAUGGCAUUAGAGAAGAAAGCGUCUGACCUGCAGAAUAUAAUUCAGGAACACGAGAUACACUAUCGCUCACUGCAGCGAGAGAAACAAGAUGCUCUGGAUGAUCUGCGUGCUGUCCUGAGGGAAGAGAAGCAGGAAGAGAUGAGGAGGCUCGAGCAAGAACUGGCACUGGAAAAGGAGCGGGACGUGGAGCGCUUGAAGGUCAGGCUUCAGCAGCUCGAGGAGGAGCAGCACAUUCUGCGGGCUGAAAAGAAUGAAUGCGUUUUCCGGGAGAGGGAGGCUGUGGCCCAGGCGGAGCGGGCUGAGCGGGCGCUGGGAAGGGAGAUCAGUGCCGCUUGUGAGCGGAUCUUGACUACUCUUGGGAGACCAACACCUAAGAGCCCUUCGCACACCAGACAUGGAAGCCCAUCUCGCCUAUCCACCAACCAAGCCCUGCAAAUGCUGCACAGCGUGAGUGAGGACACCAACCAGUACAUUCACGAGCUACAACAAGAUAUAGAGGCCCAAAAACGCACCGCCAUCCAUGUGCAGAGAGAGAAGGAGCGGGAGCUGCAGCAGGUGAAGGAGCACAUGCAGUUGGAGAAGGAAAAAGCUCUGGAUUUGUUAAAGGAACGGCUCAUCCAGGAGCACAUUGAGGAGAUCACUAACCUGCAGAGAGAGCAGCUCAGGGAGUCCAUGGGGCCUGAUGGCCAGUCUCUGCGGCAGCAGCUACGGGAGAAGGAUAAUGAGCUGCGAGCCAUCCAGAGGAACAUGGCCAAAUGGAAAGACGAGACUGCCGCAAAGCUGGCCGUAAAAUUUGAGGAGGAACUCAAUGCAGAGUUAGAGAAAAGUCUAUCCAGGAGCAAAGCUUCAGAGAGUCACAGAUAUGCCGAGAGAAUCGGGACAGUUUGCAGGACUCCCAUGACAGAAGCAUCUAGUCACGCUGGAUCCUAUGUUGUUCUGUUGUUGUUAUAG
Messenger RNA from Spea bombifrons (plains spadefoot toad), 4209 nucleotides. RefSeq names its product trichohyalin-like. The transcript has 26 exons. The record is from RefSeq and is a predicted model, not a curated record. The coding region runs from base 1 to 4209 and encodes 1402 amino acids. NCBI's taxonomy places the organism in Eukaryota, Metazoa, Chordata, Amphibia, Anura, Pelobatidae.